Plutella xylostella (diamondback moth) is the source of this 4901-nucleotide messenger RNA. It is a transcript of the gene Pur-alpha, whose product is annotated as Purine-rich binding protein-alpha. NCBI's taxonomy places the organism in Eukaryota, Metazoa, Arthropoda, Insecta, Lepidoptera, Plutellidae. Gene Ontology annotation, cellular component: nucleus. Gene Ontology annotation, molecular function: DNA-binding transcription factor activity, RNA polymerase II-specific; RNA polymerase II transcription regulatory region sequence-specific DNA binding; purine-rich negative regulatory element binding. The record is from RefSeq and is a predicted model, not a curated record. Gene Ontology annotation, biological process: regulation of transcription by RNA polymerase II.
GCGCCCGUUGUGUGUGUUCUCUCGGCCAGACUCCUAGGUCUUACAAAAGUAAAUAUCUCAUUGUUCCCGUUUCAAAAUGGCGAAUACAGUUUGGUUGUGAGUCUGGAUCGGCGGCCGGCGAGGGGUCUGGCGCGGCGCGACGAGCAGGCGCGGCGGGAGGCUCGGCCGGGGCCGACUGGGGCCCGACGGGAGAGGUUGUCGACCUAUCGAUUUUUUUGUCUGUGACCUCCCGUUGGCGGGAGGGCUGCAGCCGGCAGCAGGUCAGAGCCUCGGCCCGGCCGGGCGCCCCGCUGGCAGCGCGCGGUCAGCUGAGAGGAGGCCGCGGCGGCCAUUGCCGCCGGUGCUGUCACUGCCAGGACACCCUGGCGCGGUCACCGGGUGCUGGCCAGCCCCUCGCAAUCCAAUUAGCAGCCGCAGCCGCGCGCCGCCUAUUGAAGUGUGAAGUUACACAAUCUCUGUGCAGUGAGUGCUGUGGACUGUAAACAUAUCAGCUGGUGUUUGUGAAGUGUUGUGAAGAUGUGCCGGAAGCACUGAUGCGCCGGGGAAGCCUCUCGGGGGCUGGUGAGAUGGAGGACACCAUGUGGAGCAGCAUGUCUGAAUAUCAUGGUCAAGGCAUGGAUUCAGGGGGAAAUAAUUUUGACUCCGGUCAGCAGGCCCAGGAGCAGGAGCUGGCGACGAAAAUGCUGCAGAUCCAGUCCAAAAGGUUCUACCUCGACGUGAAGCAGAACAGGCGGGGGAGGUUUAUCAAAGUUGCAGAGAUCGGCGCGGACGGGCGCCGCAGCCAGAUCUUCCUGGCCAUGUCGACGGCGGCGGAGUUCCGCGACCACCUGUCCUCGUUCAGCGACUACUACUCGUCGCUCGGCCCGCCCAACCCCGACAACGUGCCCGACGACGGGAAGCUCAAGUCUGAGAUGAUGCUGAAGGACAAUCGCCGUUAUUACCUGGACCUGAAGGAGAACUCUCGCGGGCGCUUCCUGCGCGUGUCGCAGACCAUCACGCGCGGCGGCCCGCGCAGCCAGGUGGCGCUGCCGGCGCAGGGUAUGAUUGAGUUCCGCGACGCGCUCACAGAUCUACUCGAUGACUUCGGCACCGACGACGGAGGCUACAAGGGCGAGCUGCCGGAGGGCCGGCACCUGCGCGUGGACAACAAGAACUUCUACUUCGACAUUGGACAGAACAACCGCGGCAUCUACAUGAAAGUUAGCGAGGUGAAGAGUAACUUCCGCACGGCCAUCACUGUCCCGGAGAAGUGCUGGGCGCGCUUCCGCGACAUCCUGGCCGACUACUGCGACAAGAUGCAGCCCGAGCACUCGCAGGGCGGCGGCGCGCGCUCGAGCGGUCAGCCCAUCCCGCUCCCCACAGAUAUAGACGUGUUUUCAAGCGGCGCGACUCACAGGAUUUGAUGCGAGGGCGAUGACCUCUUCUACUGAACUGACGACUACCCCCACCCACACACUCACACUCACCCACACAGUCGCAGCUCUAUAGAACCCCGUCGCACUCUCGCGAGUUAUGUAUGUAUAUGUGUAUAUAUCUAUGUAUGUAGUAGGUGUAUGUUAGCCGCUAUCCGUUUCGGGACAUUCCGAUUUUCGUACGCGUUUGAAAUGAGAAUGUUCGAAGUUUGAAUAGCUCGGUUUGGAACUGUCAGAAUUAACACAGAAAGGCCUGUGAUUGGUUCAUAAGGUUUUGACAGCUCUAAAUGACAGUUCUGUUGAAGUAAAUUCGGUUUCCUUUAUCGAAAUUUCGUCUUUGUAGUGGCUCUCGACUUGUUAGAUGUAAGGUAAUGUGAUAACAAACUAUGUUUGAGCUUUAUCGUUUAUUUUUGUGUAAUUUGACGAGUAUUAUGUAUUUGACCCGCGGUCGGUGAAACCGCUCGUGGGAUACAUUUUAUUUCCUGUUAAUAUAAUUAAUUAUAUGAUAAUAUAACAAUGUGAUAGGGGGCGCGACGAACAGAGAAUAAGGAUUGUCAAGGCAGUGCUGCCGUUUUUUUAUUGGUUUAUAAAUUCGUAAUUUAAAAUUACCCCUUGUUUUUUGAUUAAGUAUAUAUGAAAUCUAAUUUGGAAAGUUUGCACGUACCGUGGCCUUUUUAAUCUAAAUUAUUAAUUGACGUGCAGGUUUUACACAUUCGGUUUUUUUUACGUGUGGGGCUACAUUAGAUAGCGGCUUUAUUUUUAAUGUGUAAAGGUAUUUUUUUUUGUUUUUCGGCAACGAGGGAGAUGGGUAUGUACCGAGCGAUGUCGCAUCGAGAUGGAAUUAUAAUUCCAGUUAUAAGUCAUUUUAUUUUUGUUAGGUUUUAGUGAAAGUCCGGGCGGUAGGAGUAGAAAAAAAACGGGCAAAAAAUCGCAAGGAAAUUCUUAAAAAAAGGAAAAAAUACGUAAAGCCCCGCCUGGACUAGCGAUUCUAUAAAAAAAUACAUAAUAAAUAAAAAAUAAACUUUUGAAAAAAUUAAGGUAAUUAUAAAAUGCCACUUUCUAGUUUGUAGGUGUAUGUGUGUUUUUUUAAUAUCAAUUAUUUAACUAUGUUUUUGUCUGUUUACUUUUUUGGGGCAUGUGAGGGGAGUGGUUGAGGUCUAGCUCGAUAAAUGAAGGUCUAAUGUUUAAUUCUUUAAACCUUUUGCUUCAAGACCUAUUUUACAACUUAUAAAUCGUAACGAUCACAUUUUAACACCAACGUUUUUUAUUGUAUUUAAAUCAACUUUAAUUUUAUUUUGCACAUAAUUAUAUUUUCCGUAAAAAGAACCAUUUCAUGAAUCGGGCUGGUCUUCGUAUUUAGACAAUGGGUGUUUACAAGGAAUGGAAUUGCUAGUAUAGUUUGACCCGCCUAUUAUCCUACAAAUUGUAUCAAAGCCUCGGCUAUUUUUGGUUUAAAAAACCUUUGUCAAGGGUCAAGCUAUAGCGGUGCAUCUCGAAUCUAUGCAUAAGUGAAGAAAAGCUGUGAUAUUGGGUCAGAUCCGUACGAUAUUAGUAUGACUGAUAGAUUAGGAUUGCCUGUCUCUGUCUGCCGCUGUGAGCGGGAGCGAGACAGGUAGACCGAAUGUGCGAGGAGGUCGGUUUAGUUUUAGUGAGGUCACGUAAGCACCCAGUGUUUCCGGUUCCGGCGUGCGGCUGUGGCGUUUCCGUUCUAAAUUCAAAAUUUGUUUCGGAUCUCACAUUGAUAACGGAUAACAGCUCAGUACACGUCGGAUAUGUGUGUGUGUGUGUAUAUAUGUAUGUGUGUGCGCGGACGCACAGAAUGUUAGUCACAGAACUACAUCAGGCGUCAGGCGUGCCUUGUAAUGUAUUUAUGCAUUUUUUUUCUUGUUUUUUUUUUAUAAUUAUUAAAAAGUAAAGUAACUAAACUCUCUGGGGGUUUUCAUCUUUUGUUUUUGUAGCUUUGGCAUCGUCAUGCAUAAGUGGACGGGGCAAUCUUUCACUUGAGUUGUAAACAUAAGUCUUUGUAGAUAGGGUACGGUUAUUCAAAUAUUACGUAUACAAACACGGUUUAUUAGCCCCCUUUUGCUCCGUUCCUCACGCCUCAAAUUCAAAAUUAUUUUCUAAGUGCUCACGCAUUGGAAAAAACCUCUUUUAUGCCUAAGUUUUCGUGUUUUACAAUCAUGGAGCGUUUGUGAAAACUCUUCCAAUGUGUGGAAGCUAACAACAUACAUGUAAAAACAGGUUUAUUUGACUAACUAAAUACAUACGUAGUAUAUUUUUUUUCUUUACGAGUCCUCUAUCGCUUUCGCUAGGUUUGGACCACAGUUAUUUUAGCCUUUCCCCACCAGCUUUAUUCAAAAAUCCACAAUAUUUUGGCGCAGCCAUGUCUUAACUGUAAAAUAGCGUAUCUUCAAAAUUAAGGCUCUUAGAAUAUACCUACAUAGAUUCAAAUCAGUUGAUAGUGAUUAAAUUCAUUUAUUGUCUUGAUCGAGUUGCAUUGUGCCAUCGAGAAAAUAAAUGGAUUUCAAUAUGGUAUCUCCAUAGGUGAUUGUUUAGUACAAGUCUACAAAUGUAGAGUUGGAGGAAUAUAAUAUGAAUAUGAACAAAACUUCUUAAUUUACUUAAAUAUUUCCAAGAUACCUACCACUGCCUUCAAGAUGCUAUCACAUUAAAAAUGUUAAGCAAAUUCACAUCCUGAUAAUUUAUACUCAAUCUUUUAUUAAUAAUUACAUAUUUAUAUAUAUCACAACUUUCGACAUGGUAAGUCUUACGAUUUCUACCAGUCAACCUUCGUUCCCCCAACUCUUAUUUCGUGCCUUGUAAUCGACACAGAUCACGCAACAAAUAAGCUGGUGACGUCCGAUCCGCUGUUACAUAAUAUAUAAAUAUAUACCUAGAGAAAAAGACAAAAAAAGAGAUAAAAUAUAUAAAUAAAAAAUGCAGUUCUCUAUUAAUUCAGAAUAUAGAAAUCUAUGGAGUCGUCAGGGGCGGCGCGGACAUUAACACAUAAGUUAGGAUAGAUUCAUUUCUAACGGGGGCCGACGGCGCUGUAACAGAUGUUAUUAAUAGAUUUAAAAUGCUGUUAGGUUCUUGAUAAGUUUAUGUCCUCUCCUCAUAUUUUUUGGGCCUUCCGUUGUCUUACAAUCGACAAAACUCAAAGAAAUCAUAUCUCUUUCUUUCUCACAAUAAUUAUUGGACGUUAAUAAAAAACUGGACAGUUAGUCUUUGGAAAAACGGUUCGUUUAUAAGUUGUUUGAAGAAUAUGAGGGGAGUGUUUCCACUCUUUAAAAACUAAAUAUAAAAAUUCAGAGUUAAGUAUCUAGCUAGCUAAAGUAUUAAAGAAUUUAGCGGAUAGAGUAUUUUAGUUCCUCAAUAUAAGUCAUAGAAAAUAGAUGAAAUACUACGAAUAUUUAGCUACCGUCGGCUACCCCUAUGUUAUAAACAUUAACGUUAUGUUUUAUUUUAUACACAUUGGGGCCAGUGUUUGAA